This is a messenger RNA of Polyodon spathula (Mississippi paddlefish), 3971 nucleotides long. RefSeq names its product guanine nucleotide-binding protein G(z) subunit alpha-like. NCBI's taxonomy places the organism in Eukaryota, Metazoa, Chordata, Actinopteri, Acipenseriformes, Polyodontidae. The transcript is spliced from 3 exons. Gene Ontology annotation, biological process: adenylate cyclase-modulating G protein-coupled receptor signaling pathway. The record is from RefSeq and is a predicted model, not a curated record. Gene Ontology annotation, cellular component: heterotrimeric G-protein complex. Bases 1535 to 2602 code for a protein of 355 amino acids. Gene Ontology annotation, molecular function: GTP binding; G-protein beta/gamma-subunit complex binding; GTPase activity.
AAAGCUAAAAACUACAGAAUCAUUUCUUAACCCAAGGACACAGAGGCAUUCAAUCUUAUUGUGAAACAGAGCGGGACUGUGGGGCACUGCAGCUUUAAUACUGAAGCUCUCCCGCUAGCUCACCUCCUCCCCGGCCAGCUUGUCAGCUUGUUUUCUGUGUGACAUGGAACAAGCCCAGCUACAGCACACAACCUGCAUCAUUCACUCUUCUCCCUUCCUCUCGACACAGCAGUGAAGCGUACCAGGCUGGGCUGGCCGCCUCUUUUCUUCUCUUCCUUUCUCAGGACCUCUCAUUGGCCGGGCGAGCUGGCCAUCGAGCCUGGCAGCCAACAGGAUGGCGCUGUGUCUGUCUGAGUUAGCGGGCACCUCAAACACUGGGAUCUGAGCUCUGAGUGGUCCCUCUCUCUGUGUGAAGAGAGCUGGUCGGCCAGGAAACAAGCUCUGGUGUGCCGUGCUGAAGACCACCCGGCCCCACCCCCUCUCUCUCUCUGUCUCUCUCUCACUCACUCACUCACUCACUCACUCACUCACUCACUCAGCUGUCUAUGAAAUCACAACACAAUCUCCCUGUCUGACACAUCUGUGAGAGAGCCGUGACUUUUACUGUACAUUCAGGCUGGGUUUCCUUGCUGCUUUAUUUUCCUUUUUGUUUUGCUGCUUAUUUAAAUCCACCCCUCCUCUCAUCUCUGCAGUGUUUCCAGCUGCCGAGAGAGAGAGAGAGCGAGAGAGAGAAAGAGAGACAGAGAGAGAUAGAAAGGAGCAAGGAUGCUUCUUUGAAUGAAAAAUUGGGCUCUGGCUUUUACCCAAGCGAACGUGUCUGCAUAUCAAACGCGGACGGAAGGUGGAGACUGAACCGGCAGGCAGGCAGGCAGGCACUGAUUCCAUACAGCGUGCUGCUCCAGUCUAGAGGGAGAGACCACGAUCAGAGAGACUGCUGCCACUUCCCCAGUUUCUACUGCUGCUGCUGCUGCUUCACAUAGCACAGCCCAUCACUACGGCAACCGGGAGAAUACAAAUUAAAAAAAAAAGGAACCAGCCUGAUGAGUGUGCGCUCCUUACCUUUGGAACAGAGGGUAUGAAAUGGAAAGGGGAUUGUCUGUUUUCAGCAGCGCUGCACAGAGAGGAGAAAUCGUUCAAGUAACAGGAAUGAACCAUUGUCUACCCAUAGGAGAGGGGUAGUGAUAUGACGUCUUCUGAACAGAGGAACAAUACAUCGCUGGUUGCUGUGUGCAUUUUAUUUAUUUUUUUUGUAUCCCACUGCUAGGAGCCAGUGAGCUGACCUGUUUGCCUAUCAGGUAUUGAAUAAUUGUGUGUUUUGUGUGAUAAGGGCACACCACCUGGCACAAGGAUUGUAAGCUCAUCAUCCCUGCAUGCCUUGUUAUAGCCGGUACAGCAGAGUCAACCUGCUUUGCUGCUGCUGCUGAACGAGUAGUCGUAGCAGAAGAAGAAGGAGGAAGGAAGGACGGAAGGAAGAAGGAAAGGCUGCCCGUGUUGCUGCUGCUCUCUUUCUUUCUCCCUAUCUCCCGGGAGGAACAUGGGAUGUCGUCAAAGCUCUGAGGAAAAGGAGGCUGCCCGGCGUUCGCGCAGAAUCGACCGCCACCUGCGAUCGGAGAGUCAGCGGCAGCGGCGUGAGAUCAAGCUUCUCCUUCUGGGCACCAGCAACUCGGGCAAGAGCACCAUUGUUAAGCAGAUGAAGAUCAUCCACAGCGGGGGCUUCAACCUGGAGGCGUGCAAGGAGUACAAGCCCCUGAUCAUCUACAACGCCAUCGACUCGCUCACCAGAAUCAUACGGGCGCUCACCACCCUCAAGAUCGAUUUCCACAACGCCGACCGAGCCUACGACGCAGUCCAGCUGUUCGCGCUCACUGGCCCGGCCGAGAGCAAAGGGGAGGUCACCCCGGAGCUGCUGGGGGUGAUGAAGCGUCUGUGGGCCGACAGAGGGGUGCAAGAGUGCUUCUGCCGCUCCAACGAGUACCACCUGGAAGACAACGCGGCAUACUACCUGAACGACCUGGACCGCAUCGCCGCUCCGGACUACAUCCCCACCGUGGAGGACAUCCUGCGCUCCAGGGACAUGACUACCGGCAUCGUGGAGAACAAGUUCACCUUCAAAGAGCUCACCUUCAAAAUGGUGGACGUGGGAGGGCAGCGCUCCGAGCGCAAGAAGUGGAUUCACUGUUUCGAAGGGGUCACGGCGAUAAUAUUCUGUGUGGAGCUGAGCGGCUACGAUCUCAAGCUGUACGAAGAUAAUCAAACGAGUCGAAUGGCUGAGAGUUUGCGUCUGUUUGACUCCAUCUGUAAUAACAACUGGUUCAUCAGCACCUCCCUCAUCCUCUUUCUAAACAAGAAGGACCUGCUGGCAGAAAAGAUCAAGCGCAUCCCGCUGACCGUCUGCUUCCCUGAAUACAAGGGCCAGAACACAUACGAGGAGGCAGCCGUCUACAUCCAGAGGCAAUUCGAGGACCUGAACCGCAACAAGGAGACCAAGGAGAUCUACUCCCACUUCACCUGCGCCACGGACACCAGCAACAUCCAGUUUGUCUUUGAUGCGGUCACUGACGUGAUCAUCCAGAACAAUCUCAAAUACAUCGGGCUGUGCUAGGGGGGCCCAUCUAACUUGUGAAGGAACGGGGACCUUCAAAACAUGAGCUUGUGCAAGCAAGAGGAGAGAGAGAGAGAGAGAGAGAAAGAGAGGGAGAGAGGGAGGGAUUGAAUAAAGACGGCAGCGCUGGACACUGGCAGUCGGUUUGGAUGCUUACUGACCCAGCUAGAUGCAACUGGUGGUCUAUAAAGGAACACGGACCCUUGAUUUGCCUGGUUCGAUGCUGCUUUCCUGUAUUUGUUUUUACUGACCGUUGGUUUGUUGUUUCUUUUUUAUUAUUACAUUUGGGAGUCCCCUAAUGGGGCAAUCAUCUGUCUGCUUUUGAAGUCUGAAAACCACCAAACGAGGGCAGCUGUGGUUUAAACUUUCAGAUCUGAAGAGUGGAGCUCAGAACGUUCAGUCUCGUACCAGAAUUUUUGCUAACUCACUUUUGAAGUGGAUCACAAUCCAAUUUGUAAAAAAAAACAGAUCAGUCCUUUUUUUCUUUAUUUACUAAACCUGGGUGCGCAUCAAAUACACAAAGUCAGUCGCUUUUACUAUGAUUUUACACGACGUAAACAGGAAGAACACCUCCUUGUUUCUUGUCAUACCCAAGUCAUAAGGGGGAUCAUGCCAGACCUGUACAAUAAACCCAUGUUUUUACAGUUUCUGUUAAGAAUAGGCAUGAACUUAAUUUCUUUUUAAUCCCCCCCACACCAACUUCUAACAAGUGCUGCGUGCAAAAUUCUACAGCUGUCUUUUGAAAGUUUUUAAGAAAAAAAAGUUGUAUGGAAGAGGAAGAUGAACAAUAAUAUAUUGUUUUUCGAAAAUCUUUUUUGAAAGAAAGAAGAACUUAUGGUUUACUUAAUAUCACAAGGUCGGAAAAACAUUAUUACUCUGUUUCAUGUCUUAAAUCCGUCUGGGAAAGCUGGGAAGAAAGAGGUCUGAUCGACCGAGGCAGCAUCGCUCCCAAAGGGAUACAAACUUAAACCACAAUAAAAGAAAGGAAUCUAUUUACCAGAAAUGUUAUUAAAGUGGACACUGUAAUGGCUUAUAAUAUGUAAAUAAAAUCCAUUAGAAAAUAUAAAGCACACUUCCUUUAGGCUGGACAGCUCGCCUCACUUCUGCAAAGAUACGUUUGUGAAAUACUCAGCUAAGGGCUUUCAGACUGAUUUAAAGGUGUCCAGAAAUUAAAAUAAAGCAAAUGAUGCAAACAAUGUCCUUUUUGUGUAAAUGUGAUCAUUAUUAUUAUCAUUCAAAUCAUUCUUCUCAAGAGGACAAGCAAACACCAGUACAGCUUUCUGCAGCAGUUUGCUUAAAGGCAUGGUUAACAGCAUUAUAUCCUGUGAGUUGUUAAACCAAAAAAAAAAAAGAUUCAAUGAUUAUUUUG